AUGCGAAUGUAUGAUGGUGACAAUGACUACGUCGUUCGACCAAAAAGAGUUGAAAAUCUUGGCGCUUGUAUUCCUGAAACUGCUGCUGUUUUAACUUGUUGGUCAAAUAAUUCUCCGGAUUCUCCUUCUUGUCAGCAAAUUGUUCAAGCCCUUACUGAUUGUAUGCGCAAUGCGGUUAGUAUUUUAUGA
This is a messenger RNA of Diversispora eburnea, 189 nucleotides long. Lineage: Eukaryota; Fungi; Glomeromycota; Glomeromycetes; Diversisporales; Diversisporaceae. The record is from the annotation of a GenBank genome assembly.